This is a messenger RNA of Coregonus sp. 'balchen', 9039 nucleotides long. NCBI's taxonomy places the organism in Eukaryota, Metazoa, Chordata, Actinopteri, Salmoniformes, Salmonidae. The record is from the annotation of a GenBank genome assembly.
AUGAGCUUCAGGAGUAAGAUCACCUUCCGAAGGAAGAACAGGGAUAAGAGCAGGCGUGUGCGGAACGAUUUAAACCGCCUGAGCGUUGUAUGUAUACCCUCUCUCUUUAUCUAUCUCUCGCUUUAGUGCAGUGCCGUAUCUGGGUGUUUUUUUUAUUGCUCUGGGCUUCCCGUUCCUCUCUUGCACCUGUCGAUCUGGGGUGAAGUUCCCCUUAGGUACAGAUCUAGGAUCAGCUUCCCCUUCCCCAGUCCUAUCCUUAAUCGUUAGUGGAUGAAAGGCAAAACUGACCCAAUAUCAGUCUCUAGGGGCAACUUCACUCUACACUGCACCUGUCCAUCAACAUGAGGCCAACCGACAUGGCACAGGUUGGAGUUGGACAUUGCUAGCCUUUGCCUAAUACUAGUUAGCCAAUGACUCUCUGUUUGACUAUCUGAUUGGUGUGUUGAUAUCUGUAACUGACAGAGACUCAAACAGUAUUUCUCCCUAUGUGUAUCAGAGUUUUUAACCAGUGGAGUGGCCAUGUACAAUCAGAUAUGUGAUCUAUAUGUUCACAACAUUUCAACUGGAGAUAUGAGGUUGUCAGCAGGGGACUUUAAUACUUCAAUAUGUAGGUCCAAUUGUACAAAUGCUCUGCAACAUCCUAACUAUAUUGGUGUGAUGUUGUCUGGUGGAAUAUAGGCACCAAACGUGUAGGUGUCAUGUACAGUACCAGUCAAAAGUUUGGACACACCUUCUCAUUCCAGGUUUUAUUUUUAUUUUACUAUUUUCUACAAUGUAGAAUAAUAGUGAAGACAUCAAAACUAUGAAAUAACACAUAUGGAAUCAUGUAGUAACCAAAAAAGUGUUAAACAAAUCAAAAUAUAUUUUAUAUUUGAGAUUCUUAAAAUAGCCACCCUUUGCCUUGAUGACAGCUUUGCACACUCUUGGCAUUCUCUCAACCAGCUUCACCUGGAAUGCUUUUCCAACAGUCUUGAAGGAAUUCCCACAUAUGCUGAGCACUUGUUGGCAGCUUUUUCUUCACUCUGUGGUCCGACUCAUCCCAAACCAUCUCAAUUGGGUUGAGGUCGGAGGAUUGUUGAGGUCAGGUCAUCUGAUGCAGCACUCCAUCAUUCUCCUUCUUGGUAAAAUAGCCCUUACACAGCCUGGAGGUGUGUUGGGUCAUUGUCCUGUUGAAAAACGAAUGAUAGUCCCACUAAGCCCAAACCAGAUGGGUUGGCGUAUCGCUGCAGAAUGCUGUGGUAGCCAUGCUGGUUAAGUGUGCCUUGAAUUCUAAAAAGAUCACAGACAGUGUCACCAGCAAAGCACCCCCACACCAUAACACCUCCUCCUCCAUGCUUUACGGUGGUUAGUACACAUGCAGAGAUCAUCCGUUCACCCACACCGCGUCUCACAAAGACACGGCUGUUGGAACCAAAAAUCGCAAAUUUGGACUACGUCAGACAAAUCUCCAAUUUGGACUCCAGACCAAAAUACAAAUUUCCACUGAUCUAAUGUCCAUUGCUCGUGUUUCUUGGCCCAAGCAAGUCUCUUCUUAUUAUUGGUGUCCUUUAGUAGUGGUUCCUUUGCAGCAAUUCGACCAUGAAGGCCUGAUUCACACAGUCUCCUCUGAACAGUUGAUGUUGAGAUGUGUCUGUUACUUGAACUAUUUGGGCUACAAUUUCUGAGGCUGGUAACUCUCUAAUGAACUUAUCCUCUGCAGCAGAGGUAACUCUGGGUCUUCCAUUCCUGUGGCGGUCCUCAUGAGAGCCAGUUUCAUCAUAGUGCUUGAUGGUUUUUAUGACUGCACUUGAAGAAACAUUCAAAGUUCUAAAAAUGUUCUGCAUUGACUGACCUUCAUGUCUUAUAGUAAUGAUGGACUGUUGUUUCUCUUUGCUUAUUUGAGCUGUUCUUGCCAUGAUAUGGGCUAUCUUCUGUAUACCCCCCCCCCCACACCUUGUCACAACACAACGCAUUAAGAAGGAAAUAAAUUCCACAAAUUAACUUUUAAAAAGGCACACCUGUUAAUAGAAAUGCAUUCCAGGUGACUACCUCAUGAAGCUGGUUGAGAGAAUGCCAAGAGUGUGCAAAGCUGUCAUCAAGGCAAAGGGUGGCUAUUUGAAGAAUCUCAAAUAUAAAAUGUAUUUUGAUUUGUUUAACACUUUGUUGGUUACUACAUGAUUCCAUAUGUGUUAUUUCAUGGUUUUGAUGUCUUCACUAUUAUCCUACAAUGUAGAAAAUAGUAAAGAUAAAGAACAACCCUUGAAUGAGUAGGUGUGUCCAAACGUUUGACUGGUGGUGUAGCUGUGUUACUGAACCCAUAGUACUUCAGGUGUCAGAGAAGGUGACGCUAAGCCUCUGGUCAGGUCAAGGGUCAAAACUGAAUAGACUAAACCCACAGCGUUGCUCAGUAGGGUGAUCAAGUGAUUUGGCAACAGUGUGAAUGAAUGCUGAAUGUAAAAAACUAUUACUAAUACUAUCAUUCAUGUGUUUCUCUGCCCCUCCCCCGGUCCGUCUGUAUGGUAAGAUCCCUACUGACUGGAACCACAAAAAUAAAUUUGUUUUAUGUUCAUUUGGAAAUCUCGGCCGUAGACCACCUUCAGGCAUAUGACAUUAAAUAUAUAUUUUUGUUGGUUUUAUUUAUUGUAUUGAGAUAGGACAUUGAAGAGGGCUAGAGGAGACAGGAAAGGUAGGAGAGAUUGCGAGGCAGAUUCGAACCCCAUGCCGACUGGUAGCUUUGGCUAAACGUGUGUGCCAGGGCGGGUACGCAGCACUAACCGCUGGACCACUGUCUACAGGGCACUCAGGCAAAUAUUGUCUUGGUAGACAUUUCUGUGAGGUUGACAAAUGAAACUGUCCUCAGUAGUCAUUCUCUCUUACAGUCGGGUACAGUUCAUACAAACAAAUGGUUUAGUUUUUUACAGUGGAAUCACAACAAGAUCCUUCCUCACAACAAGGAGUGUUAUGAUUCUGGGUCUUUCAGUCUUUCAUUUUUUGUAACAUUCUUUGUCAUGUUUUUAUGUCUCACUGACUGCUUGGUUUCUACCUCUUUCCCUUGUGUGUGAGGGGUGUAUUCUGUCAGAGUUGUAUUCACUAGGAACCAAACAGGCUGAAAUGGGAAGGGACCUAGCUGAACUUGUCCAAUAAGAAACCCUUUUUCCUUUUCAAAACAUUUUGCUACAGUGUGCAAUAAUGAAUACACCCCUGGUCUAACUGAACAGGGGCUUGUGGUCGGAACUCAGGAGAAAACCCCCCGCAAUGGCCGUGUGAACAGAGAACACAGGUCAUCAGUUUUCCACUUCUCCGACCACAGUUUGUGUUAGUGGUGAUGAAGAAGACAUACUGCUUUCCUUUGAGGACCGAAAUAGCCUCGUCUCAUCAUGUGCAGUCCGUUUCGCUUUCUGUGAAACGCUCUGUCUAGAUGGGUUUGUCGAGACCAUGUGCUGUGCAGAUGUGUAGCCUACCCCUUAACCUAAAACGUAUUGUAAACUUCUGCCUUUGUGAUAUAUCAGUCUACGGUCAUUUCAGAACUCGAAUCUCUGAUGUAAUCCUUUGCACCAGAAUCUAAAAAUAAUAGGAGGUGACAUUCAGCCUAUCAUUAAAUAUGUUUUCUGAGCUGUUAUGAUCACUGCUAAUGCGAUAUACUCUCCAUCUGUCAGUAAAACAGUUCGACAUGUUUUUGGUUCGGUUUGGUUUGGCACAUGACAUUACCACUUCAUCCUGUAUUUUACUUCUCUCUUUCCCGCCCCUCUAGACUGGGGCCGCGUCCCAACUGGCACUCUAUUCCCUAUGUAGUGCACUAGUUUUGGCCAGGGUCCAGAGGGAAUGGGGUGCCAUUUGGGACGUAGCCUUGAUGUUUAUGUAGCUGAUCCAAUGGUGACAGAGUAAACACAGGAAGUGAGGUGGUAGCUAGUUUUUCAUGCCUUGCAAAAAAAAUGAUUUAUGCCCAUCCAGUGAAAGAUAAACAUAUAUUCUGAGGUUUAGACUAUUUGCUUAGCCACACCAUUUGGCUGGCUGACUGCUGAGUGUUGUUGGGUAUCAGUGCAGUUCAGAGUGGUUUAUAAGUCAUGAUUAUUGAACAGUAUAGAGGCUAAUUGUACUUGGUGAUUGCAUAGUUGUUUGUGUCUGUCUGCCUCUCUCUGUGUGUUACAGCAGGAUAAGUCCUAGAUGUAGAAGACUUUCUGUGUGACUUAAUAGUUGAAUAUGUUGGAUAUCCCAUGGUGUGACUGUUACAGUAGUCAUCAUGUGUAUGGCGCGAUUUUGAUAAUGAGUGUGUUCCGUGUGUGUGUGUGUGUGUGUGUGUGUGUCUGGACUGGGAUUUGAAUCCUGCGUCACUAUCUCAUCUGUGUUUCCCCAAGUAGUACCCAAGUGUUUAUUUCACUGCCAUAUGGGAUAAGUCAAGUAAAAUGUGUGUGUGUGUGUGUGUGUGUUCCAGCAGGAGAAGCCCAAGCUGAUAGACCCUCUGGACUAUGAGGCUGUGAUCUGUGACCUGGGAGAGGAGCUGAAGGAAGACCCCCUCAGAGAGCUGCUCCUCUUCCCCGACAAUGACUUCACGGUGGGUACGAGCGUGUCUGUGUGUGUGUUUGAAGGGGGGGGGGGGGGGGGGUGCAUAUGUGUAUGUGUGACUGUGUCUGGCUCAUGCCAGCCAUACCAAUGUUUUACAACAAGACGGAAGGACAGAAAGACACACACACACUCAUUUUGCAUUCUGAACACCUCAUUCCCCCCAGUGCUUCUGCUUCCACCAAUGUAAAAUAAUAAUAAUAUGCCAUUUAGCAGACGGUUUUAUCCAAAGCGACUUACAGUCAUGCGUGCAUACAUUUUUGUGUAUGGGUGGUCCCGGGGAUCGAACCCACUACCUUGGCGUUACAAGCGCCGUGCUCUACCAGCUGAGCUACAGAGGACCGCUGUUUGCUCAUUAGUGACUUAAUUAGCGCGCUAGUGUGACUCCUUAAGACUGCCACUUCAUGUUAACUGGUUUUAAUUGGUUUUAGGGAAAUGACUUGGCCUUCGAUCCCUGAGUUGAUGUUUAAAUGCAUGACUCUGCUACUGUGACACACACACACACACACACACAGGCCCGGCAACCUAACAGUCCUGUUUUGUUUGCUGUGUCUCCAUAGCUCAACCUAAUAGAACUCCAAUUCAGUUGCUAAUAGACCAACCUAAUUCACUUCCAAAACCUAAUAAAGUUUUGGAACGUCUUUUGGAACGAUUUUAAACAGCUGACUGCAGACACAGUAAAUCAGAACCAAGCAUUGAUCAGAGAGGGCGGGAACUUGGCUGUUCUCAGUGGCUACUUCCCAAUUGGCACCCUAUUCCCUAUAUAGUGCACUACUUUUGACUAGAGUCCUAUGGGCCCUGGUCAAAAGUAGUGCACUACAUAGGGAGCCAUUUGGGACACAAGCAGUAUUGCUUGUGAGAGCAGUAUUUCUCCAACUUUCAAUCUUUCCUUCUAGGUAUGGAUGAUUUAUUUGAGCCCUUUUAUUUGAGCCAUUUGCUAUUUCUGACCUCAAUAUUUCUGAAUGAAUUAUGAUGGCACCGGAGCGCUUGGUCAGAUGUUAUUCAUCAAGUGCUGACACACUGGAAUAGGGCUCAGUGAUCUGACUGCACAUCGUGGUGGUAAAGACUGUAUCCUUAGAUUUCAUAUGUCCCUUCAAGCAUUUUCAUAUUCAGACCUGCACAUAUAUCCUAUCCCACUCUGCAUAUGUCAGCUUUUACCUAAUCUCAGUAAUCCAAAACCAGAUGUCGCGUGAACUUUGGCCUCUGGCCAGCUACUGAAUUUGGUUCUAGGGGAAGAGGUUGAGAAGUCAAGUCCACACCCCCUCCACCCAGACAGUCUUUCACAAGAGAUUCGCUUUUACCUGACAUCAAACUGUCCCUCCCCCUCUGAUGGUUCCUCCCCAUCUGAUUUCUCCUCGCCCCUCUGUCCCCCAGGUGUCCACAGUGCCUCUGGAGAGACGAACACUGCAGUCCACCGUGCCCCAGGGGGCCGAGCUCCAGGCCGAGUGUCUGCUGGUCAGACAGGUGAGUGUGUGUUUUUGUGUGUGUGUGAGAAAGAGAGAGUGCGCCAUGCUUAGCUGACUCCACAUUAAGUCUGGCAGGCAGGCAGCUUGGCGUGGUGUGGUGGUUGUGCGGGUAAGGGUCUGGACUAUAUGCUGUUGUUUACAUUAAACAUAUUCUCAACACAGAGGUCAACAUCAACAUCAUGAGCUCAUAAGGCAGUGACAUAAGGAACACAGAUGUGUUUUGUUCCUCCAGGAGCUGUGUGUGUUUCUGUGUGCCAGCGAGUGUGUGUGUGCGUGUGUGCGUGUGAGAGAGUGAAGGAGAGUUUCUCUGGCUAGCUAUAUGAGUGAAAGUGCAAGCCUUCAGAGAGAGAGAGAGAGAGAAGAAGAAGAAGAGAGAGAGUUCCAUAGCUUCCUGGGCCUUGACCCACUUCAGUCCUUAUGUACGGAAUACAUAUGAGAAAGUUCCUAACAUGUAUUCCGUACCCAUGCCUUGGAGUUACUGCUCCUCUUCUGAACCAGAGGGAAAGAGAAGUACAGUUGUGCAGCUUGCUGCCGGAUCAUGUUUCUCUCUGUGGGAAUCAACAGCAUCUGGAGCGGGGGGGACCCAGCCGUGUUGUUGGAGCUGACUGGACUGCUGCUUCCAAUGAGCUCAUCUAUGGAGCUGAAUCAUCUGAGGCUGCCUGCGAGGGAGGGAGGGAGGGAGGGAGGGAGGGAGGGAGGGAGGGAGAGAGAGGGAGAGAGAGGGAGAGAGAGAAUCCACUGCAGCCGGUUGUUUUGCAGGGGCUCAGCUUAGUUGGGCUGGCUUGCAAAGACACUAAGGGAUGUGGUGGGGACUGGGAGGCAGUGAGGUUGCAGCCUAGUGCAUGGCCUGCGUCCCAAGUGCCACCCUAUUCCCUUUAUAGUGCUUGCCCUAUUUCCCAUUGGGCUCUGGUCAAAAGUAGUGCUCUAUAUAGGAAAUAGGGUGUUAUUUGGGAUGCACCCUGGGCAUGUGUGAGAGCAAGGCUGUGUUUCACGAACAUUACUUUAUCCAUCUAAAGUAGUUGAAAAGUUAUGUCUGUGAGUGAUAUAGACAUUUCCCCUCAGUUGACUGUUGUGUUGGAUUUGAUACAGUGUCUCCUUAGUUAUGAUAGCUACACAGCCAUGACUGCAACCUUUUAAAACAUUUGAACCAUUUCAGAUAUUUUUGAGGAACCCUAGAAAUGCAAAUGAUGACGACCAGUUCAUUUCCCCUAUUGGAUGGUCAGUUGAAGAGGUGGAUCUGAUAAGCCUAUACUGUGGCUGUGACCCAAACGGCACCCCAUUCCCUUUAUAGUGCAAUCAUUUGGGGUGGUACCCUAUGGGCCCUAGUCAAAAGCAGUGCACAUUUGGGACACAACCAGACUGCGUGUGCAGGUGUGCCUGUUUUCAUGCUCUAAUGGUGACAAGUAAUGUUUGAUGGUGAGGCAGAAGUGAAAGACUUGCAGCACUCUCUGGCUAGGAAGAAGUUAUCAAAUUAGCCACCCAAUGUCUCAUUCACAUCCUACUGUAGAAGCCUCGCUGCAUACGAAAACACACCAGACACAACACCGUCACAGCUUACUGAAGAUGGGGUGUGUGUGAGAGUCCAUAGAGAGACACAGAGUGAGAUAGAGCUGAAUGAAAGAGAAUGGCUAUUUAAGGAUGUCCUCCCAGACAUGUGUUAUUGCCUUGUGGAAGUAAAUAUGUGUAGAGUGUCUUUAAUAAUAAAUGUGAUGAUUGCCAGUGGAGCUGUGUUUAAGUGAUAGACAAUGAUACCACCACUCAGACAGAAAGAAGAUGAGAAUCCACAAAACAACAGAGAAAACAUACUGCUGAGAGAAGAGAAAGAGAGGGUGAGAGUGCAUGUGUGCGUGAGGGUCUGUGUGUGUGUGUUUACAAGUGAGAGAGAGUGCGCUUGUGCGCAACUGAGCUCGUGUAUUCUCUCUGUGAGAGACACAGAGAAGAGAGGGAGAGAAAGUAAGUCUGUAACUCAAGCCCGUGGGACAGAAUGUUAAUUCAAUUCUUCUUAUGGUUUGAUUACUCUAAUCAUGGAUUCAAUCUUGUAAAUCUGUAAGCUUGUGGGGCUCUAAGACAACUUGUGUGAAGCAAGCUAGGGCUGCAGAGUCCUCUACAACAUUAAGGGUGUGUCCCAAAUGGCACCCUUUUCCCUAUGGGCCCUGGUCAAAAGUAGUGCACUAUGUAGGGAAUAGGGUGCAAUUUGGGACGUAGGCAUCAUGUUGUAGAGGGAGGCAGACUCUGCAGCCCUAGCUUGCAUCACACUGGGUUGUAUGAGGCCUGCUACUCAUGUAAAACAAAGCUGUACAUUGCCUGUACAUUACCAUUACUGCACCUUGGAUCUACUUAUUUCAAUGGAGAGAGAUUUGUGUGUGUGUGUGUGUGUGAGAGAGACUACUGUCUGAUAGACAUCUGUAGAGCUGUAUAAGAACCACAUUGUGACAGAGAGGGGAUUUCAAACAUCAACUACCCAUGCCAAGACACACACAAAUCUCUAUUUUUGUUGAUUGAGGACCUCUUUGCUGAGGAAUGUGAUUGAUUGUUUUUCACGAAAAAUAUAUAUUUUUUACAUUCUCUUUAUAUUUUUAUUUUCUGGUAUGUUUCCUAUAUGUCAUUUGUUGUGUAGUUGUAAGAUGCAGGGCUUCCUUGCAAAAGAGACCAUGGUCUCAAUGGUACUCCCUGUUAAAAUGAAGGUAAAAUAAAUACAUUAAAUAAAACACACAAACACAGUCAUAUAUACAGACAGAAUCAACUGUCUGUUAUUCACCUGCACUAGGCAUUAACAGAACAUCUCUCCCCUCCUCUUCCUCUUCCUCUUUCUCCUCCUCUAUUCCAGGCCUGCGAGUACUACAACUCCCAACUACACGUGGUCCAUUACAAAUAUGAGGAGUACGCAGGAGAUUACCGGCUACUUCCCAGGUACAGAACAGGCUAUGAAAGAGUUGCAAAAUUCCGGCAACUUUCCCAGGUUUUCCAGAAAUGUUGUGAAAGUUACCAGAAUUUUGCAACCCUUGUCUAUGAUUACACUUAUGUACAGAGCAGU